AUGGAUGUGGAGUUGGUGAAAGGGCUUUUGGAAACCAUCCGAAAUGCAAUGGUUUCAAAUAAGCAGCACGACGACGAAGCGGUACCAAUUAUUGAUCCGGACAAAAGCAACUACGAAGCAGCUGCCUGGUGCGAAAGCUUCGAUAAGUUAGGAGAAGAGUUUAAAUGGAGCAGCUUUGAGAAGGUUGCAAAAGCCGCAUAUUUCUAUAUGCAUGUGGAGUUGGUGAAAGGGCUUUUGGAAACCGUCCGAAAUGCAAUGGUUUCAUAUAAGCGGCACGACGACGUAGCGGUGCCAAUUAUUGAUCCGGACAAAAGCAACUACGAAGCAGCUGCCUGGUGCGAAAGCUUCGAUAAGUUAGGAGAAGAGUUUAAAUGGAGCAGCUUUGAGAAGGUUGCAAAAGCCGCAUAUUUCAAUAUGGAUGUGGAGUUGGUGAAAGGGCUUUUGGAAACCAUCCGAAAUGCAAUGGUUUCAAAUAAGCGGCACGACGACUUGGCGGUGCCAAUUAUCCGGACAAAAGCAACUACGAAGCAGCUGCCUGGUGCGAAAGCUUCGAUAAGUUAG
Messenger RNA from Parnassius apollo (apollo), 561 nucleotides. The record is from the annotation of a GenBank genome assembly. NCBI's taxonomy places the organism in Eukaryota, Metazoa, Arthropoda, Insecta, Lepidoptera, Papilionidae.